AUGUAUUGCGCAUGCAAGAUCUAUCUUAUUACAAAUUUAGUUUACGUUUGUAUUGCGCUAGAUGCUCCAUUCGAUAAUGUCAAUACAUCAAUAACAGCUGGUGCACUUAUUUGUAUCUUUGGUAUUGUGGCUAUUUUAAUUGUUGGUGGAAUAAUUUGGUACUUUCUAAAAUAUUAUAAAAAAAGACCCGCAUCAUCAGUUAUUGUUAGUAAAGAUAAACAAUCACAAGAUUUUUAUACUGAGAGAUUUUAA
Didymodactylos carnosus is the source of this 252-nucleotide messenger RNA. NCBI's taxonomy places the organism in Eukaryota, Metazoa, Rotifera, Eurotatoria, Philodinida, Philodinidae. The record is from the annotation of a GenBank genome assembly.